UAUACACUAUCUUUCAUGAAAAUAUUUAAACCAUUUACAUCUCCAUAGUAGAAGAAAUUGAAAUAAAAAUGGGAGAAGGGCUAAAGAAGAACCUUUUGCAGCAUCAAAACAUUUCAGAGGAUGAAGAAGUACCACUAAACAAAAGGAUAUGGAAAGAAAGCAAGAAGAUGUGGAUAGUAGCAGGUCCUGCAAUAUUCAAUAGGUUUUCAACUUUUGGUAUCCAAGUUGUUGCUCAAUCUUUCAUUGGUCAUAUUGGUUCAACUGAAUUAGCUGCCUAUGCCCUUGUUACGACUGUCCUAGUCAGAUUUGCAAAUGGUAUUUUGUUGGGCAUGGCAAGUGCAUUGCAAACUCUAUGUGGACAAGCAUAUGGAGCAAAAAAGUAUGAUAUGCUAGGAGUAUAUCUUCAAAGAUCAUGGAUAGUUUUAUUCCUAACCACAAUUUUUCUUCUUCCAAUAUACAUUUUUACCACCCCAAUUUUAGAGGCACUUGGCCAAGAUAAAAUUAUUGCACAAGUUGCAGGAAGCAUUUCAAUAUGGUCAAUAGGUAUCAUAUUUUCUUUUGCAGUCUCAUUCACUUGUCAAAUGUUCCUACAAGCACAAAGCAAGAACAAGAUUAUUGCUUACCUUGCAGCUUUUUCAAUUUCAAUUCAUGUUUUUUUGUCAUGGCUUUUAACUGUUAAGUUCAAGUUUGGGCUUAAUGGUGCAAUGACAUCAAUCCUUUUAGCUUAUUGGAUACCAAAUUCGGGCCAACUUGUUUUUAUCAUGACAAAAUGUCCUGAGACAUGGAAGGGUUUCUCAUUUUUGGCUUUUAAGGAUCUUUGGCCUGUUAUCAAGCUUUCUUUGUCUUCUGGAGCUAUGUUAUGUCUUGAAAUAUGGUACAACACAGUUUUGAUUCUACUAACAGGGAACAUGAAAAAUGCUGAGGUUGCCAUUGAUGCUCUGGCCAUAUGCCUCAACAUCAAUGGAUGGGAAAUGAUGAUAUCCCUUGGUUUCAUGGCUGGAGCUAGUGUUAGGGUGUCAAAUGAACUUGGAAGAGGGAGUUCAAAGGCAGCAAAAUUUUCCAUUGUGAUAGCAGUGCUCACAUCAUUUUCCAUUGGAUUUGUGCUAUUCUUGAUCUUUCUAUUCCUAAGGGAAAAACUUGCAUACAUUUUCACCCCAAAUCCAGAUGUGGCUAAUGCAGUUGGUGAUCUAUCACCUUUGUUGUCAAUCUCCAUACUGUUGAAUAGUGUCCAACCUGUGCUCUCUGGAGUUGCUGUUGGAGCUGGUUGGCAGAGCAUUGUAGCAUAUGUAAACAUAGGCUCCUAUUACCUCAUUGGUAUUCCUUUUGGAGUGGUGCUUGGUAAUCUUCUCCAUUUGCAAGUUAAGGGAAUUUGGAUUGGAAUGUUGUUUGGAAUUUUUGUUCAAACCAUAAUUCUAAUCACAAUCGCAUUUAAAACUGACUGGGACAAGCAGGUUGAGAUUGCUCGAAAUCGUGUUAACAAAUGGGCUGUAGUGGAGAGUGAUGAAUCAAACAACACAUCAAGGAUAUCUAGUUAAAGAAUAUUAAGAUAUUUAUUUAGAAGAAAAAAUAGAACUCAAUCAAAAAAAGUCUAAUUAAAAGGAGAGAAAAUAUAUCGUCAUUUUCCUUGUGUUUCCUUUUUAA
Molecule: messenger RNA, 1641 nt
Organism: Trifolium pratense (red clover)
Lineage: Eukaryota; Viridiplantae; Streptophyta; Magnoliopsida; Fabales; Fabaceae
Product: protein DETOXIFICATION 21-like
Exons: 8
Coding region: 69-1535 (488 amino acids)
Biological process (GO): xenobiotic detoxification by transmembrane export across the plasma membrane
Cellular component (GO): membrane
Molecular function (GO): antiporter activity; xenobiotic transmembrane transporter activity
Source: RefSeq, a predicted model, not a curated record